Diatraea saccharalis (sugarcane borer) is the source of this 4139-nucleotide messenger RNA. Lineage: Eukaryota; Metazoa; Arthropoda; Insecta; Lepidoptera; Crambidae. The record is from the annotation of a GenBank genome assembly.
GAGUCCGAUAAGCUAGUACGUCGUGUUCAGUCGAGUUUAAGAUGAGUUUAGACUGUUGUGCCCAUGUUGUGUCAAAGUAGUUAUAAAAGGCAUAUGAGACGAAUUACUGUGUUGCGGCAUAGCUGUUAUCAUUAGAAAACGUUGUUUAGAACAUUAUGUGGGCUGGCGGGCCUGCUCACCCGCCUUCGUCUUCCAGAACUCAGGUAGAGCGCUUAGAAUUGACACCACGCAGGUCAUCAACACAACAGCCAUAUGCCCGAACUGCGUAUUCAGUUCUACCUACGCGGAAUUCACGGCAAGAAGCGAGUUCACAAUACUUAGACUCUUCUUAUUUUUUUACUAAUUGCAUUUUAUCGUGGACUCCAACAUUCGGUCAUACUUUUCUAAGACAUCACCUCUCUGUCCAAAUGCCACUAGAACCUCGUAGCACCUCUAGGGAGUAUCGAAGAAUGUAUCGUAGAUAUCAGAAUCCCUCUCGACCCCAGAGUCUCAGCGAGCGCAUGCACAGAUACAGGCCAAAUUUGGCUUCGCUACAAGAAGAAGAAAGCAUGGAGCAGAGAUCUAACACAGAAACUCAAGAGAGGCCUAGAUUGGUUGCAAAAAGGCGUGCACAACAUCGGACAGCAUAUUCAAAUCCUAUAAUAAAUGGUCAUGAUCAUCAACUUCAGAUUAUCGCAUCUAAUGAACGGACAAGAUAUCCGAGCAGCUUUACUCAGUGGCAAGCAGACGAGCCGCAGAUUAUAAUUACAUCGGACGUCCAAAUGCAAACAGAUGACAGUGAACCAAUGUAUGAACUUACACUGACUGUAAAUUCGUCAGUUCAGUCUGCGGCUACUUUGUCGUCUUCAGGUCCUCAAGCCACACAUGGUGCAUGGACGACCAUUGGAAGACGGGUGUGUUCAUCAUCGGCUAUAGAAAAUACCAACGGUACACUUGAUAUCUUCCGCGAGCCUGUCGACCGUGCAAUAUCUGGUUAUCAAAGCAUACAUAACGGCUAUCCCACGAGCAAUGUUACUGAUCGAGCCACGCAAAUAUCUCCAGAACCCUAUGAAAAUACAGAACAUCCUGUUCAUGGAAAUCCAGGAAUAAUAAAUUCAUUCCGAGAAAAUUCCAAUACAGUUAACUUAAAUUCGGAAAAUUCGGAGGUAAUUAAUUUAGAUACAGAACUCUCUCCUGUAGAUCAAAUUCCUGAAAAUCCAGGUACAAUAGAUGUGACUUCUAAAAAUCAGGAGCCUAAAUGUUGUUCCUCUAAGUCCGUGGAUGUUAAUCUUUUAAGUGCGCCUACGUACGUGUCUUACCAAUAUGCUCGGUCAUCUAUUCUGUAUCUGCCGGCUCCUACCUUAGAGUCUCGACAAGUUGCAAACAGAGUAAUCAAGCAUGCAAGAAACAAUAAAACUCUUGAUGAGAAGGCUUUACAUUGCUUGAAUUGUGAUUUUUUUCCUGUCUUACCGGUUACUGGACAAUGUGGGCACACGCGGUGCACGAAAUGCAUUCAAAGCAAUGGUCCGUGUCCUUGCGGUGCAGAAGCUCCGAAAAGUUUGCACGUUAACACAGUAAUCCAGUACUUGAUGAGAAAAAUGUUACCUGAAGAUGUAUCACGAAGGGAAACGUUCCCUGGACCCCGUGUUACAAGUAAUGAGCCCACAGAAGCUGCAGCAUCACAAACAACAGAUGCAAUGUGUUCGAAACCAAAAAAAUCCAGGCGACGUGAUCAUUCUCGGUCUGGUCGUAGCGGGCUGGUCUCUUUGAGAAUUCGUGCUACCUAUCCAAAUAUCAACGAACGUAUGCCGAUGUCACCACAGAUCCAGUUUGAGUAUGCACGUCAGAUGUUAUCUUUGGGUCGGUACCGUGACGCGGCGCCACACUUCGCUCGAGUUGCAGUUUCCUCCGGACCCCUGGCUUACACCGCAAGGACACUAUUGGCACAGAUAAUUGUCGUUCUCGCUGAAGGUCGGGAUCCUCGUCGCAUUACCCGCGAUCUCUUCAGAUCGGUACGUCUCCAAUCGGCCGCCAGCUGGAUCCGACCGAACGAUCUGGAGUGUGUGCUAUGCUAUCAGACGUAUAUUAAACCGGUCACCACUCCCUGUGGUCAUACUUAUUGCAGGACUUGCAUCGAACGGGCGCUCGACUAUAGGAAGAGCUGCGCUUUGUGCUUGAGGUCACUGGAUGACUUUGAUCUGUCAACGACUCACGAGACGACAUUCGUCAAAGCCGCAUUGGACGCAAUUGAUGCAUCCAAACCGCCAUUACCAUUAGAUCCUGACGUCAUACCUAUUUUUGUUUGCACCGUUGCAUACCCAUCUAUUCCGUGUCCGCUGUUUAUCUUCGACCCGCGCUAUUGGCUUAUGAUACGGCGCGUACUGGAGUCAGGCUCGCGGAAAUUCGGCAUGGUGGCUUACGAGAGAAAUAAGAACUAUUCUGACUAUGGAACGGUUUUAGAGGUUUGCGACUGUGUCCAUUUGGAAGAUGGACGAUCUUUUCUCUCCACUGUCGGUGUUUCCCGCUUUAGGGUUAUCGAGAGAGAUGUAAGGGAUGGAUGUGACGUCGCUCGUAUCCAGCCGCUGACAGAUAUUACGCCAACAGACGAAUUCGUCAUGUUGGAAAUGCGUCUAAUGGGCUCGCAGAUCUUAUGUAAAGCUCUGAUGUGGCUGAACAGUAUGAACGAGACUGUGCGACAAGAGAUAGAGAACUCAUUCGGACAGAUCCCUCGCACCGAGCACGUGCAAGAGAACUGGUGCUACAGUCCCGAUGGUCCCGCUUGGCUGUGGUGGCUUAUUGCUAUAUUACCACUGCGCUCCGAAAUAAAGAUUCUGAUUCUUUCAACGAAGAAUCUCCUCAAGCGCAUGAUGGCAGUCUCCCGUACCCUAGACGCCAUAGAUCAGGUGGCUAUAACUACUACUGCGACAUCGGAAUGCGAGAUCCGAAGCGCCCUAACCAACGCCGACGAAUGGCUCGAGAGAGGCUCUUGACUACAAGUGCAUUUGGCCAACAUUGGCAGGAUGCCCGAUUAGGUGACCCUGAAUAUCGGCGCAGGCCCGGAUUUUAUAUAAUCACAUUUUAACAGUGUACGAUAGUUUAAUUUUGUUUGGGGAUUUUGAAGCAUGUCCGUCUCAUCGUAGCCUAUAAUGUGUAUGAAGAGAUUUGUAAAGGUCGUUUUUUUUUAUUGUAAAAAGGUACUCUUUAAUGAUGAUUUAGGCGUCCCCCUAAAAAUGGCACCCGGGAGAGGCGCUGCUCCCACUUACCCCUCCCUAGAUCCGGGCCUGUAUUGGCGGGUAAUAUGGUAAAGGGGUAACUGAGAAAUCACCAUUUUUUCAGUUGGUUUCAGUCUUUAAUCUCCCGAUAGUUAAAGUUCAAGAUUGAUUGCCGAGAAUUGAACUUUUGUAGAAACUUAAUAUGCUGUUUGUGUGUACUGUAAGAACAUCCAAUGUGAGUUUUAAACUCCUUUGUUUUGCAUCAAUUUGAGUUUAUAAUGCUCUACCAGCGCCAUUUAGUAGAAUACGUAGCAUGCCUUCUGUAUAUUGUAUACCGAAGUAAAUCUUUACCAUCGAUUGAGUUAAAAAAGACUCGAAGCUAUUUUUACAAUGAGGUUACUCACAUUAUAAUGUUUUCUUGGUAAAGUUUAAUGUAAUGUCUUUUUCAUAGUUGAUUGUAACGAAUUUUCAUUGGUUUUUUUUUACCGGAAACUGUGCAAAAGACAUUACUAGUUUUGUAUCUCUUUAAAGUGAGUAGAAGACACAUAUAUUUAAGCUUGUAAAUGUGUAGGAAUUUAGCGUUUAUGGCAGUAUAAUAUCUCUUUUUAAGUAUAUUUUAUCUAUGAAGAGUAUUUACUGAAAGCUGCAGUAUGAGUAGCAAUGUUCGAAAUAUUAAAAUAAUAUAGGGUCUUAUGCGCUAAAUUAAAACAAAAAAUUGGUAAUUGGCUAUAGUAUAGUUCUUAAUGUCUAUUGUAAAUAUUUUUGAACAACCUAACGUGUAUUUCAGUAAUUCGGACAUUGUUAUUGAAACACGAAUAGAGCAUGACGUCGCAUCAAACAAAAUCAAACGAAAGUUCUAUCAAAAUUUCUAAUAAAUUCGUCUCUUUAUUAAAUAAAAUUUUAUCUAACCGAUAAGUUCAAUAUUGAUAAUAACUACGACUUAAAUUG